AUGGGAUAUAACGAUAUGGAGUUCUUCAACUGGCAUGUUCAGUCAGUUUGUUGUAUGUUUGUCCCUGCCGACGAAAUCACGGGGCAGAACAAGAGGGAAACAAAUGGGAGAAAAUUGACUGUUGUGUCCAUGGAUGAUAUGGAGUUCUUCAAAUGGAAUGUCCAUGCCAACAAAACCAUGGGGCUGAACAAGAGGGAAACAAAUGAGAGAAAAUUGAGUUUCCUGCCCAUGGAUGCUGGCCUUACCUUACCAUUUGAUUAUCCUUCUUUCUCCCUCUUUUUGCAAGUCGUUUGGUUUAGUGGUUUACGGCUUUACGCUUACACUUUCUUCAUGUUAAUUCUCAGUUUUGUGAUGAUGAAGUGUGCGGAUCAAGCUGUUGUUGGACUGAGUACUGCAAAGGCCAAAGCUAGAGCCAAACUGCUGCAAGAAUCUCACAACUUCUAUAUGCCUGUUUAUAUGGAACUAUGGCAAAGAUUUCUGGGUAUUGGUCCAGCUAUAAGAGCCGGUGGCAGAGUGGCUUCAAUGAGCAGAUGGGAGAAAAUUUCCGAUACUCUCGUGAUGGUUGUGUGA
Molecule: messenger RNA, 570 nt
Organism: Striga asiatica
Lineage: Eukaryota; Viridiplantae; Streptophyta; Magnoliopsida; Lamiales; Orobanchaceae
Source: the annotation of a GenBank genome assembly